Messenger RNA from Mangifera indica (mango), 621 nucleotides. Its product is annotated as glycerol-3-phosphate 2-O-acyltransferase 6-like. The coding region runs from base 1 to 621 and encodes 206 amino acids. Gene Ontology annotation, biological process: cutin biosynthetic process. NCBI's taxonomy places the organism in Eukaryota, Viridiplantae, Streptophyta, Magnoliopsida, Sapindales, Anacardiaceae. Gene Ontology annotation, molecular function: glycerol-3-phosphate 2-O-acyltransferase activity; phosphatase activity. The transcript is spliced from 2 exons. The record is from RefSeq and is a predicted model, not a curated record. Gene Ontology annotation, cellular component: membrane.
AUGGUCAUGGGAGCUCUUCGCCAUUUUGAGCCAAUCUCCAAAUGCAGCACCGAGGGAAGGUCUAACCAGACUGUGGCUGCAGAUCUAGAUGGCACCCUUCUUGUGUCAAGAAGCGCCUUUCCUUAUUUCUUUCUUGUUGCUCUUGAAGCUGGAAGCAUGUUAAGAGCAUUAAUACUUCUAGCGUCAGUUCCAUUUUUUUAUUUCAUCUAUUUGUUCUUAUCUGAAUCGGCAGCCAUCAAUAUGUUUAUUUUCAUUGCCUUUGCGGGGUUGAAAAUUGGAGACAUUGAGCUUGUUUCCAGGUCUGUUCUUCCCAAGUUUUAUGCUGAAGAUGUUCAUCCUCAAACUUGGAAGGUGUUCAACUCCUUUGGAAAGCGUUACAUAAUCACCGCCAAUCCGAGGAUCAUGGUGGAGCCAUUUGCCAGGGCCUUUGUGGGGGCAGAUAAAAUUUAUAGGGACAGAAUUACGGGAGCACUAGGAAGGAAGGUUGACGCCUGCAAAGUGGAGUACACUGGACCUACUCGAUCUCAGUGGAUGGCGCCUGCAAGAAACCAAGAAGGAGGUGCUCAACGACCACACAAAGGAGAAGAAAAAUCACGUUUGGAGGUCACUGGGAAGGAGUGA